GGUGGUUCCGCAUAGCGCGGGGCGCAGGUGCUUGCCGCAGGGGAGCCCAGGGUGGGGGGGCGGUCCCAGCGAAGUCCCCGCGAUGUCCCCGUAGGGUCCCCGCAGGUGCCUGGCCCGUGUUGCUGGCCGCGGCCUGCCCGAGUGUAUCCCCUGUACCAGCUGGGCGGCCCCCAACUCCGUGUGUUCCGAACCAACUUCUUCAUUCAGCUGGUGCGGCCUGGCACUGUGCAGCCAGAGGACACUGUGCAAUUCCGGAUCCCCAUGGAGAUGACCAGGGUGGACCUCAGGAAUUAUCUUGAGCGCAUCUACAAUGUACCGGUGGCUGCUGUCCGGACCCGGGUGCAGCAUGGUUCCAACAGGAAGAGGGACCACAGAAACGUGAGGAUCAAGAAGCCGGACUACAAGGUGGCCUACGUGCAGCUGGUCCUAAGGCAGAGGGGAAGCCGAGGAAACCAGGCCCCCUGGAAGGGAGCCCUGAGCAGCCAUCAUCUGGACUCCUGUCAGGAAGUCGGCUCUGCAGACAGGAAGGCAGCUGCCACCCAGCCCCAGCCAGGCCACAGCUGGGGUCCGGGCAUGUCGAGAGGCCCAGGCAUGCCACAGCCUCCUGGGAGAGCAGAGAAAGGUGGUCCCUGGGAACCUUGCCUGUGUCCCACCAGCUUGCCACGGCCAAAGCUGGAGACCAAGAGGCCCCAGCUCACAGGACGCCCCGUGGGGAUGCCCAGGCCACCUGCAGAGCAGCCAGCUCCUUGCACAGGAAAGCAACCUUCUCAGCAUCUGCACCCCCACCCCCAGCCUGUCUGAGAUCAGCCCCGGCACCAAUCCCCCCAAAUCACUUCAUUAUUUCUUUGUAAAUAGUGUUUUUCUUAGUCAAAAUAAUCAGGUUUUUUGUUGUUGCUGCUA
Molecule: messenger RNA, 900 nt
Organism: Ictidomys tridecemlineatus (thirteen-lined ground squirrel)
Lineage: Eukaryota; Metazoa; Chordata; Mammalia; Rodentia; Sciuridae
Source: RefSeq, a predicted model, not a curated record